CAAGUAUGUCACAGCGACAGCAGGUUAGGAAUGGGUCAAACUACACAUCGAGCUACCGGGACUUCGAAAUGAGCUGACAGAAGUCAAUGCGAAUUACACAAUCUAGCGCAAAGUAUGUAAAUUAUUGAAAGUUUGAAGGCGGCGUUUACUUUAGUAUGCGGUACGACGUACAUAGCGGGUGUGAGUUGACCUAAUGUCGAAGUAUUUGGUCCAACUCAUUGUGUCUGGUGCUAGAGUCUUAGGCCGUGCAUUCGCCCAAGCUGUUAAAGAGGAGUAUGCGUCGAGUCAAAGGGCGGCUAGUGCCCGUCGUUCAAAUGCAUCUACAGAUAACUCAAAUACCUACGUCCAGAACGCUGGCAUGUCGUUAGAAGAAGCCAAACAAAUACUCAACAUAAAAGAUAUUCAUGAUAAGGAUACUCUGAAUAAACAUUACGAGCAUCUUUUUUCUUCGAAUGCCAAAGAAAACGGUGGUACACUUUACCUACAAUCAAAGGUGUUUCGAGCAAAGGAACGUAUUGAUGAAGAAAUACAGUUUGAACAAUCUGAACGGCGGCAAAAGUCAAACAAUAGAGACAAUCACACUGGAACUUGAAAUUAUUUUGAAAAGAAAAAAAACCCUUUCAUAAGAUAUUUUUAGUGUAAAUUUACAGAUCACUCACGAUCUCAUUAGUUUUGUCUAUACUGUGAUUGAAUAAAAAAUAUUGUACAGCAAUGAUUUAAUUGCUUUGAAAUAACUUAGUUAUAUAACUUAAAGCUUGUGUAUUUUAUUUAUGUGUGAUACAGUAAUUUAGGAUGUACGAAAGCCUUAGAGUGAUACUGUUUAAAGUGUAUAUGUAUGUAUAUGUUGUCUAAUUCGUCA
Messenger RNA from Trichobilharzia regenti, 859 nucleotides. The record is from the annotation of a GenBank genome assembly. Lineage: Eukaryota; Metazoa; Platyhelminthes; Trematoda; Strigeidida; Schistosomatidae.